Helobdella robusta is the source of this 3654-nucleotide messenger RNA. RefSeq lists its product as hypothetical. The record is from RefSeq and is a predicted model, not a curated record. The coding region runs from base 1 to 3654 and encodes 1217 amino acids. The transcript has 10 exons. NCBI's taxonomy places the organism in Eukaryota, Metazoa, Annelida, Clitellata, Rhynchobdellida, Glossiphoniidae.
AUGGGCUUAAUAGUUUCAAUGUUCAUUUCGAGUAACGAAGCCAAAUGGCACACGCUCUACAGAAUCGUCUGCGUCCAACUCUUCGUUCUCAGUUGUUGUAUUGCAUUGAGAAAGACCGUCAGUCGUAAGAAGAAGCCGUCGCUGAAAUAUUUGCAUGCCAUCGUCGCUACUUUCGAAGUUUCCUUCAUAUCAUACGUUGAGACGAUCAUAUACAAAAUUUCCGGCCUGAAUCCGUUCAUGAUGUCAUUCUUCCUGACGGCUAUCUUCUACCACAUAGUGGACUCCUUCGAUGAUUGGUCCAAUUGCGGUCCUCCGGUCCUUCUCAACAAUACUCUCAUUGAUCCAUUCAUUAAAGUUUUUGCACCCGAAGCUCCACCCAUUAAUGCAAUUAGGACCAAUUAUGAAGCUCCAACCACUGGUCCAAUUAAUGCAAAUCAAGAAGCGAAACACAACGUUAAGGAUUUAACAAAAGAAUCUAAUGGAGGUCAAAAAAUUUUGGAAGAUAAAAUAACUUUGAAGAACAAACUCUGGGACGUUUUCAAUCGAUGUUUGCUGGUGGUCAUCUUUCAGUACGUUCUAAGCAGCAUCAUGCACGCGAUACUAGAGUUAGAGUUUGAAGAGGAUGACGUCAAAUGUCUGACGUGCUGCAACCACGACCAUUCCAUCACUGUCUUCCUCAUCCUGCUCACGGCCGCUCUCGAAUUUUCUGCAAGUUUUGCAGUUGAAGCGCUGUUGACGCAAAGUGAACGGUUGAGGUGUGUCUCGAAAGUCACACUGGACUCCAUCUUCAAACUCAUCAUCACAUCCAUCCUCUUCCUCUUUGGAUUGCCAUUUGUAAGAAUUGAACUUUCACCUUACAUUGGACUGUUGUACAUAAGCCAGCAGAGUAGCAAGCCCACCUACCUCAUGAUGCAUUGCGUUUCCUCCUUCCUUGGUGUCAUGGCUGCCUUCCUCUGGUUUCAAAAACCCGAUUACCCACAGGACUACACUAAUUUAGAUGGUCCUGAUCACCAACAAUACUCGAAAAUGGACCAAAGUUUAAACAACUUUGAAGGAAAAGGAAUGUUCAUCGAGGAAAUGAUCCAAAUGAACAACAACAACACCAACAACAACAACGACUACAACAUCCCCACCACCUCCACCAACAAGAAAAAUCACCAACAACAGAAAUUGAAACAUAGAAGGGUCAACCAGAAGGUCAUCGACAAAUACCUGAGAGAUAUGAAGUGUGAUUGGUUGUACAGUGAACCCUACGAACACAGGUCCGCCAACAACAACACAGCGCUGAGUUGCAACAACAACAACGACGAUCCCAGCGAAACUAACAACUCUUCAGAUUCUUCCGCCAGAGUAAACAAUAUCAACAACAACAACAUCAGCAAAAAUAUUCGCAACCUCAGCAACAACAACAACAUCAUCAACAACAACAACAUCAACAACAACUUCAUCAACAAGAUAAAAAACAAACACAAUACGAACAACAACAGCAACGGCCGCACCAACAACACGAACAACAUCAACUACAUCAACAAUACUUGCAACACCAACAUCUUCAGCCACACCAGCAACAAAAUCAGCAACAGAACUUUCCACAGUAUAAGCAGACAGACGUUUGUAGAACAGAAAACCUGCGAAGGAAUAAAAAUUGCAAACAACCACCACGUUCCUAACUGGUCCAAAUUGCACGGAGCCAGCGAAAGUUCAAAUAAUGAUGAUGAUGACGACGACGACGACAACGCUAGUAAAUCGAACUUGCUAUUGCUCGAUAGCAUUCAUUGGAAGCAGCCAGGCACUCGCCACAACUAUUCAUCUCGACGUCGUUGCAGUAGCGUCAGUUCAGACGAACUACACCGCCGAGUCGCUGCCAAGAAAAAUAUUCUCAGUCCCAAACCAAAUUUGCACUUCAGAAGGUUUUCCGACACGAGUUUAGCCACGCCGCGUGUCCUUCCAGUGAAGAAACACUGUCGCGAAGCUCACAAACUAAAAUCCUCUCCGGUUUUUAGCGACGACGAUGGCCACUCGCCCGCGGUUUGCUAUCCGCAUCAGAACAAGAACAAGAACGGCCGCAUGAAUAUUUGCUUCGUCGAUGAGUUGAAGGAUUCUGAUGAAGACAGUGGCUGCUUCGAUAACACCGAUCAAAAAAAUUGUUUGAAAGAUUUCAGCAAACCUCUCAACCUGUCACGACAGCACGAUAUCCUGGCUGCAUCGGACAUCAAUUAUGUGAAGGUACUGAGAGACAACGAGCAGCUGCAGAACGUGCUGCCAAAAAUAAAGGAACAGUACAGAAAGUUACACAAAAAACAAAAAAGUCGAACAAAUGUUUCUCCGGGUUUGAAGAGUUUGUCACCAAAGAUAUUUUAUUCUAAUCUAGAAACGUCAGUUGAUGUUUUUAAAUCGUCAGAUAAGAAUUCAAGUUUGAACGGCUUCCAUCCUCCAUCUCUUGAGCGGGAGGAAAAUGUUUUGUCAAAAAGGUUUUCACGUAAAAAGUUCUCACCUAAAACAUUUUUGUCAAAAAAUUGUUCACCAAAAAAAUAUAAACCUAAGCAGCAAUUUUCAUCUUCUCGAUAUUCUCCUGAAAAGUGUAUGACCAAUGAUUAUUUUCCGCACACGAUGUCAACAAAGAAAUUUUCUUCAAAACGUUAUUCCCCAGUUUCAUGUUACUCAGAUAAGUUUUCCAACGUUCUCGAAUAUAACAACGGCUUGAAGUUUAACAGUGGAUGUCGGCAUUCAACCGCAUUCAGUAACAAGACUUGUUCCAAUUCUAAACAAGAAACAAAUAAAAAAAAUGUUGAACAAUCUCCACAAAACAUAUUUGGGGUGACCAAAAUUAAAAAUCCUAAAAAGUUUAACUAUAUGUAUUUACAUAAGAAUACCGAUGAUGAGUGCUGGAGAGGAGGCAUUUACAUGCCUAACUCUUCCCCAAACUCCGAUGUUCGUGGUUCCAACUGGGAUAUGCGUCACAGCACAAACAAUUCUUGCAGACAUAAAAAAGAAGACAGAAUGAAAAUAUCAAGCGGUCCUAAUGUGAACAUGGCUACUUACGCUAUGGACAGCAGCACUCCAUUCGAUCAAAGUACCCAACACCAUCAUCUACCUUGCUACCGCCGCCACAAAUCCAGUCCAUUGUUCCGUCAGCCCUUUCACGUCAUCUGUUCGUCAUCAUCUUCUUCCGAGCUUCAGUCAUUCUCCUCUUCGUCAGUAUCAUUGAAUGAAGAAAAUCAGGUGAAUGUGAAUAACUUUCUAGGCACACGCAGUCAGAAUUAUGGGCAAGGACGAAAUUACAACUGUUUGAAGCCAACAUCACCAGUUUGCCAUCCUUGCCAUGCCAUGAGCAGACGCGCAAACAAAAACUGUUUCAACAAAUACAUACCCACCAACAUGAACAACAGAAGGCUAGAGAAGGAACAACGUGUAGGAAACUCAACUAUGUUUAUUAACGACGAAACUUUAAUGGCGCCCACUUUCUUAAACGCGCGAAACUGCACCGCGAUGAGGUCCUCAUUGUUAGAGAGUCGCAAGGCGAAAGUAAACUUCGGUGAUCCCUGUCUCAACGACUACGGCAGGUCUCCUUAUGUCCAUUGUCAAAUUUCUUCCACUAAUUUGGGAGGCCAGGAUUGCUCCAAUGAUCAUUGUUUCUACGAUAUAUCAGAGUGA